CACAGAGUACGUCCUGACAGUUGAAAAAAAAUUGACGUGAAAAUUGAAAUUGACUUUGUUAGAAGAUUUAAAAAGAACCACAUUAAAAUCAGUUUUAAAUAUUAUUUUAAAGAAUUACCUAACCAUUCAUCUAUGCAGUGUAGGUAUUAAGAAUACAAUGUUUUUAGCACGGAAUAUACACAGAACGGGAUAUACUUAAAAUAGUAAAACCCGAUCAAAAAUACUGUUUGUUGACCAUCACUUAUCACAGUUUUCAAAAUGAGUAGCAAUUCACUUUUAUUUUCGAUUAAUAACGAAGGUAAAGUGUAUGCUCUUUCUACAAGUGGAUCAUGUUGGAGAGAGUUUAUGUAUCUCGGUUUAGAAUUUAAAACAUUAUCGGCUGUUCCACAUUUCUUAUGGGCAGUGGGCGGAGACCGCCAAAUUUACUUGCACGUUCAUGGAUUAGAAAUACCUAUUCGAGUAAAAGAAGAAUCUUAUGAAAAUGAGAGAUGGCUACCAUUGGAAGGCUUCAGUGGAAGACUUUUGCCUACAGAUCGUUACCAUUUUUCCUCACAAGAUGGGACAAAAGACAGAUCCAUAGAAUGUAUUAGGCUGCCUUCUAUGGCUUGGCAGUGGGAAGGCGAUUGGCAACUCGAGCUUGCGUUGGACGGUCAGCCAUUAGAUCAUGAUGGUUGGACUUAUGCAGUAGAUUUUCCUGCACAAUUUGGAGCAGUAAAACAGUGGAAGUCAUGUGUUAGAAGAAGAAAAUGGAUAAGGUAUAGAAAGUUUAGUGCAAUGAAUUCAUGGUGUGCUAUAGCCCCUCUUCAUAAGGACCCUACCCAGGAACCAUUUAUAGAUGUUAGCAUUGGUGGUAAUUCAAUACCAUAUGCUGCUCCGGGCACUCUAUCAGUGUGGGCCAUCACAGCACAGGGCCGCGUCAUGUACAGGGUCGGUGUCAGUACAACAUCUCCAGAGGGUUUAAAAUGGAUUAAUGUUAGCAUUCCCCCAAACUGUGACAUUAAACAAAUUUCUGUGGGACCCACUGGUCUAGUAUGGGCAUUACUGUGGUCAGGCAGAGCUAUAGUCAGAAAAGGCAUAAACAAAGACUGUCCUACAGGAGAAGCUUGGCUGGAAGUUAAGUCACCGGCUGAAACCAAAUUAACUGUUGUGUCUGUCGGCUUUAAUGCAGUUUGGGCUGUCAGUUCUGAUUCUAGAGUGUGGUUUAGAAAAAACAUUGAAGGGAAUGCUGCAGGGCAUUCAGAAACUGCUGCUAUGGGAAGUGGAUGGUUAGAAAUCAAUGGUAAUAUGUUACAUAUUUCAGUUGGUAUCAAUGAUCAAGUUUUUGCAAUUGGAGAAUCUAAUAAAGGGGUGUACUGGCGUAGUGGAAUAACACCUGCAGAACUCACAGGCAAAAGAUGGAGGAUGGUGCAAGCAAAUAUGCAGCUGAGUCGAACAUCAAGCUCAGCUAGUAUUAUUUCAUCUGCAUCAAAUCCUAAACAUCACAGUCUUAGUUUAUUGAAUGAAAAUACUGUAGAACUUAAAACUAACAUUAAUUUAUGCAACUCCUGGGAAGAGUCACACUCUGCACCUAUUGAAAACACUUUACCAUUAAAGCCAUCUAAGGAAUUAAGACCUAAAAAAAAUGUGAAUGUAGAAAAUAUUGAUUUAACUGGCAAGAGCUAUGAAACCACACUGAAAAAUCCACGAGCAUGGAGCCCAGUGAGAAGUGUAGGCUCAGUAGUGGGGAUGGAAGCACAGCCAGACAGUGAUAGUAGUGUGUUUGAUGUGGACUCUGGGAUGUACUUUGAUGAAGAAGUCAGUCAAACAGCCUGGGGCACAUGCGACACCACCUGGACAUUUAUUGAAGCUGGUGCUUGUUCUAUAGAUGCAGUUCAAGUACCCCACUGGUUUUCAGAUAGUAAAAAUGCACAUAACUCUGAUAUAACAGCUAAAUGGCGAUUCCAAAUAUUAGAUUGUUUGAAAAACAGAAACACCUUUAAUAUAGAUCUCAGCAACUUCGGAUUGGCGAUUGAAGAAAAGGGGUGGACGCGCAGUUGUGAAGCAAGACUCAUUGGUGAAAACAACACUGGUGAAGAUUGUAUAUUGUCACUGUAUUGGCAUGCUAUUGAAAAUGCUGGAACUUUGUCAGUAUUUCAACCAGAUGGGACCAUAAAGUUUAUAUUAAAUUUGGGAGAACUCACAAGUAUAACAUCAUCUUCUGAACCGGGAUGUCCAAGAAUAACACUAACCAUCCCUAGUCAAAGCCAAAGAAUUAUAAAAGUUCAAUUUAUUUCUGAAAUGGAACAAGAAGAAUGGUUUAGUGUUUUGAUAGACAUAUCAUCACAAAUAAAUGGUUUAUCUGGAAAACCAUCCAAUAACUCAAUAUGGGCUGUAACAAGUUCUGGAGAUGUGCUCAACUGGGAUCCAGCAACUGCCCAAUGCAGUGUAGACAAAAACGGCAGAUAUGUAAAAGAAUUCCAAGUGUUUGGUAAAGAUAUAGUAAAAGGUUUCACCACAACACUGCACAACAAUUUUCUCCCAGGAAGUGUUUUGAAAGUGACAGGUUGUCUGUUUGAUGAAAUUAAUAGAUUUCAUAUCAAUUUGCAAGGCCCAGAGGUUCUUAAACAAAGACAUAAAGUUGAAACAGAGGUGACUGAAAUACCAUUACACUUCAAUGUUAGAUUUGAUGAAUCCACAGUAGUAUGCAACACAAAAAAAUCUGGGCAGUGGGACUAUGAAGAGCGACACCCAUUACCAUUAAAACCUGGCCAAGAAUUUUCGAUUAAAAUUAUAUGUGAUAGUCAGGAAUUCAUCAUUAAUAUCAAUGACUCUCAUUUUUGCUCAUUUAAACACAGAUUAAGCCCUGAAAGUAUUACAUCUGUAUUAAUAUUGGGUCCUCUAAAACUAUAUACUAUGGAGUAUUAUUCUACAAGUGCUAUUAUUGGCCCAGACGAAAUGAUUUGGCGGACAAUGGGAGGCUAUUUAAGGAAAGUGGAAAGUUGCACAAAUGGAGUUGUUUGGGGAAUAUCUCAUGACCACAGAGUAUGGGUCUACACUGGAGGAUGGGGUGGUGGAAUACUUAAAGGACUUGGUGGAAGCGAUGGUAUUCACUCAAUGACAGACACACAAACUUAUUGUAUAUAUGAAAACCAACGAUGGAAUCCUUUGUCCGGUUAUACAUCCACUGGACUUCCAACUGAUCGCUAUAUGUGGAGUGAUGUUACAGGCAAACACAAAAGAACUAGGGAACAUACGAAACUACUGAGUCGUCAUUGGCAUUGGAUUUCAGAAUGGAUGGUUGACUACAAUACACCAGGUGGUGUUGAUAAUGAGGGGUGGCAGUAUGCAACUGAUUUUCCUGCACCAUAUCAUGGGAAGAAAGUUUUUACGGACUGUGUUCGCCGUAGAAGGUGGUACCGUAAAGCUCAGAUAGUCACAGAGGGUCCGUGGGUUCGCGCUGGAAGUACAGCUCUACUAGAUAUAUCAUUAUGGGGAAAUGAAAAAACUGUUUCUGUAUGGGCUAUAACCUUAGCUGGCGAAGCGAUAUAUAGAACUGGAGUCACAACUGCCACCCCAGCGGGUCUUCAUUGGGAACACAUAAAUAGCCCCCACACUCUCGUGUCAAUCAGCACAUGCAAUAAUGUAAUUUGGGCCGUUGGUCGUAAAGGAGAAAUUUAUUACCGAGAAGGCGUUUCCAACGAAAACCCAGGAGGAUCAAACUGGAAGUUAAUAGAAUCCCCAAAGAGCACAUUCACAUUUAAUCCUAAGGCUGGAACUGGAAUUAAAUUAGUAUCGCUGACAAACAAUGCCGCUUGGGUUGUACUUAUGAAUGGGGGCGUUGCUGUGAGAAUGGAAGUUUCAUUACACCAGCAGGAGGGCAAACAGUGGAAAUAUUUAACAGAUUGUGAGUUACCAUUCAAGCAUGUGUCUUGCAUGGAUCAGGAAGUGUGGGCUGUUCGGAACGACGGCACGCUCCACCGAAGGGUUGGGGUUACGUCGUACAACGCGACUGGAAUCGCCUGGCAGCAAGUUCACUGUGGACCCAUCGUUCAUGUUACCGCUAGAGGAUGCUAAAGGCCUGGCCCGACACAAAGCGUUACGGCAGCUGCAGGGAUAAACGUUUGUCUUACGAAAGCUGAUAGUGAAUUUUUAGAAACCUUGCAGGUUUGGAAAAUGUCACUUGUUGUUUUUAUAACGUCACCUGUGUUUUGAUAGUAGAUUUAUUUAUUAAUAUAUUUUUACUUAAAAAAUGUGAAGGAUUUAUAUUCAUUACAUAUAGCCUAACAAUACAACAGGCCUAAAUAUGUAAUCUAUCUAAUUGCAAUAAAGUGAAUAGAAUCGUGUAAUAUGUAUAAAGUUAUUACAAAAAACAUUUUAUUUAACUGGGUCGAAAUGUCAACAAGUCAAAAUCAAAUGAAUCGUGGUAUGUACCCCUUAUCUACAUUACAAUAACAUGUCGUUAAACCACGAAAUAAGCCUAAAAUCAUUAAUUAGUAAAAUUAUUCUGUAAACAUAAUAUUUUUAUUUUAAAAAAAUAUUAUGGUGUAGGUAGUUCGGUUUAAAAUUUUAUAUUUUCUGCAAUGUGAAUCUGCAGUAAAUAUUGAAAAUAUUAAGUAUCAAAUACGUUUAUUUCUAGUUCAUCAUGAUCCAAAAUUUUUAAGCCGCUCUUUCCCACUAUCAGCUUUCACGAGACAGACUCUAGGAAACGCGCGCGUACGCGUGUAUGGUUUGUUAUAAUGAGCUAUAAAGUACGUUACACUGCAUAUCGAAUACAAUAACGAGGAUCUCAUUCGCACUUCAUGGUUCCUUUAAUGAGAACUAAGAGCCGCUUUGGACUCUUUUGCGGCGCGCAUUUCGUUUUGUUUGUCCAAGCCUAAAUAUUUAAUACUUAAUUACUAUAUUUCUGAUAUUGAAGCUCAUUUCAUUGCUUACAAUGUUACAAGUAUUAGACAUUAUAUGACGUGAAUUGUAUUUUUUUAAGGUUGUAGCUAAUUCUGUGAUAGAUACACAAUCUCUUAAACUAAAAUGAUGGGUCUAAUAUGUUAAUGCUCCCUAAAGAAAAGGAUAGAAACAGAUUUAGACAUAUUUAAUUUAGUAUAUAGAUUAUGUACAACAGAAUUAGCCACAUUAUUUACGAAUUUUUUGAUACUCAUUUUUAAUUCCAACAUUCCUUUUAACUUUAAAAGUGAAACUUAAAAAACUUGUAUGACAAGCAAUUUUCCAAAAGUAUCCAAAGUUUUUAAGAUUUAUUAUUAAUUAUUAUCAUUAUAGAACUAAGUUAAAUCUUACUUAUAUUUUUAUGUAAAAGCUGGCGGCGCCAAUUGCUGAACUCUCAAUUUAAAAUCUAGUCAUAUAAUUUAUGUUUUUAAUAAAGUUCCUUUACAAGUUUAUAAUUAUUUAUUAGUAGGUAUCACGUACGAUUCUUUGUGAUGUAAGUGGUUUUAAUUAGCUUGGUAUUAUUCUAAAAUAAAUGAUUGUACUCUCGA
Messenger RNA from Maniola jurtina (meadow brown), 5465 nucleotides. It is a transcript of the gene Pex23, whose product is annotated as tectonin beta-propeller repeat-containing protein. The record is from RefSeq and is a predicted model, not a curated record. Lineage: Eukaryota; Metazoa; Arthropoda; Insecta; Lepidoptera; Nymphalidae. Bases 259 to 4053 code for a protein of 1264 amino acids. The transcript is spliced from 6 exons. Gene Ontology annotation, molecular function: carbohydrate binding. Gene Ontology annotation, cellular component: membrane.